Stegastes partitus (bicolor damselfish) is the source of this 1408-nucleotide messenger RNA. It is a transcript of the gene mcrip2, whose product is annotated as MAPK regulated corepressor interacting protein 2. Lineage: Eukaryota; Metazoa; Chordata; Actinopteri; Pomacentridae. The record is from RefSeq and is a predicted model, not a curated record. The transcript has 5 exons. The coding region runs from base 542 to 979 and encodes 145 amino acids.
GCGGCCGGCUUGACGCUGGCUGAGCAUGGCAGCUCUCUGUCCCGGUGAAAGUAAAGUGUGCGGUGCCCUUGUGUUCCGUCAGAGAGCGGAGGAGCCGCGGUCGGUGUCGGAGCAUAAGCGGAGCAGAGCGGCCAGAGAAUCCGGUCCGGACCGCCACCAUCCUCCUCGGCUCGUCAGGAAGCGCCUCCCCCUCUCCCCCGCCGCCUCCUGCGGGUGAUCCCCAGCAUGUGGAGCCGCGUUCUCCUUGAAUGACCUACACGCCACCUCUGCCAGGAGCGGUCGCUUCAUCCCAGCCGAGCACCUUGCGGUCGGGAGCUUGUAUUUACGCACAGACGCAGCGGGCAACAGGUCACAGCGAGUCUUCUGUAGGCUUCGGGCCGACUCCGGAGCAGCUCACCCGGGCGACAAAGUCGAGUAAUCCUCCCCCCCACCGUGGCAGCGUCGGGAGCAGCGGAGCGGACGGAGGAGUUGCGGAGCUGACAGUCAAUGUUUGGACCCGAUCUUUAACGAAACACACACCGCGGAGCUCCGUGGCGUUCACAUGAUGUACACAAUCACCAGAGGUCCCAGCAAACUCGUUACACAACGGAGGACAGGUCCAACACAACAGGUCGAGAGCAAAUUCACCGACUUGAAACUCAAGCCGACGUCUUGGCUCACGUCAAACUCUCCGCCCCCAAAGAUCGUGUUCAAUCGUCUCAAUGGGAAGCGCUACCACAGUGCAGCCACGCCGAAGGCGGAGAGCCCCGCGGAGGGAUUCACUCCUGCACACGAGGAGAACGUCAGAUUUGUGUAUGAAGUAUGGCAGGAGGUGGAGCAGAAGCUGGAGGACAGAGACGGCGGUGAAUCAGCCAACAGCCAAGGGCCUGUUCAGUACACUGAGAAGACCCCCAGUGCUGCGAUGAAGAACUUUGUGCCCAUAGACCUGGAGGAGUGGUGGGCUCAGCGCUUCCUCGCCAACAUUGCCAACCUGUCAUGACUGGUUGAGGCUUCGAGCCGGGACACGAAGCGCCGCGUUGAUGCUCCAUCGGCGAAUCAGGGUGGAAAAAAGGCGAGUCCGUCUCCAGGAUCUGCAGUGUCGUGCGUAAUUUGGAAUCUGAUUUGACGCCCUGUGCUUCACGCUGCUGUAGAGAAAAUCUGGGUGCACAACACGAAACCGCCACCGUCCCCCAAUGCAACAACAGCGACCUGACUGUGAACUCUGGACAGCAUUGGCUUUGUGUCGAGCGGCUUUGGAGGACCCGUCUCUCUACUUGAAUGACGUAUCAGACAGAAGCUGUGAGAUCUUUCUUGUUCAAGAAUCUGCCUCCUUUCUCAAGUGUGCUCAGCUCUCUAUGUACGUCUUUGCUGAUCUUUGGAUAUAAAGCUACUGAAGAGGGAAAAAAGUAAAAUGUUUUUCCAAAAAAAC